ACGUACGGGAAAGUUUACAGAGCCAGAGAGAAAGCUACCGGAAAUAUCGUCGCUCUUAAGAAGACGCGUCUCACUGAGGACGAAGAAGGCGUUCCUUCCACCACCCUCCGCGAGAUCUCCAUCUUGCGCAUGCUCGCUCGUGAUCCCCACAUCGUUAGGUUGAUGGACGUUAAGCAAGGACUGAGCAAAGAAGGAAAAACCGUACUGUACCUGGUUUUCGAGUACAUUGAUACUGAUGUCAAGAAAUACAUCAGAAGUUUCCGUCAGACCGGAGCCAACAUUCCACCCCAAACUGUCAAGAGCUUGAUGUACCAACUAUGCAAAGGAAUGUCAUUCUGCCAUGGCCACGGAGUGUUGCACAGAGAUCUUAAGCCUCACAAUCUCUUGAUGGAUCCGAAGACAAUGAGGCUCAAGAUAGCAGAUCUCGGUUUAGCCAGAGCCUUCACCCUGCCAAUGAAGAAGUACACCCAUGAGAUAUUAACUCUGUGGUAUAGAGCUCCAGAAGUUCUUCUAGGUGCCACUCAUUACUCUACAGCUGUGGAUAUGUGGUCUGUUGGCUGCAUAUUUGCUGAACUUGUGACCAACCAAGCAAUCUUUGCUGGGGACUCUGAGCUCCAACAGCUCCUCCAUAUUUUUAAGUUGCUCGGGACACCCAAUGAAACCAUGUGGCCAGGUGUGAGCACGCUCAAGAACUGGCACGAGUACCCACAGUGGAAACCGUUGAGUCUGUCCACAUCUGUUCCAACCCUCGAUGAGCCUGGACUUGAUCUUCUCUCUAAAAUGCUGCAGUACGAGCCAGCGAAACGAAUCUCGGCAAAGAUGGCUAUGGAGCAUCCUUACUUUGAUGAUCUGCCGGAUAAGUCCUCUCUCUGA
Thlaspi arvense is the source of this 873-nucleotide messenger RNA. The record is from the annotation of a GenBank genome assembly. NCBI's taxonomy places the organism in Eukaryota, Viridiplantae, Streptophyta, Magnoliopsida, Brassicales, Brassicaceae.